AUGUUCGGGCGCAUUGGAGGCCAGUCGCUGCGCUGCGCGGCUCGUCGCCCAAUUGCGCGCAGAAAAGUGUGCGAUCGGCGGUUCUCUGCGCAGACUGGUGCGAAUACCACUGCUGCGUCUGCUCCUUCGCCGCUCGGGGCCAUCACAGUUGAGCUAGAUCGCAUAGCACCCCGAUUCGAGAUCCCGGCUUCCCAGAUUACGAUUCUAGAUUCACCGGCCAAUUUCUAUUCGACCUUGAAGAACAAAAUCCGGAACGCGAAGCGGCGCAUUUACCUUUCCACAUUGUACAUCGGCAAGACCGAAUUCGAGCUUAUUGAGACGAUAUCCCAGGCCUUGCGCGAUAACCCAGAUCUCAAAGUAUCUAUACUCACCGAUGCUCUGCGAGGCACCCGAGAAGCCCCCAAUCCGUCCUGCGCGUCGCUGCUUUGUUCCCUGGUGUCAGCUUACGGACCGGAGCGGGUAGAGAUUCGGAUGUUCCAUACUCCCAACUUGACCGGUCUGAGGAAGAAAUGGAUCCCUAAGCGUAUCAAUGAGGGCUGGGGCUUGCAACAUAUGAAACUGUACGGCGUUGACGAUGAGAUCAUCAUCUCGGGUGCAAACCUCUCUGAGGACUACUUCACAAAUCGACUGGACCGAUAUCACGUCUUCGAUUCCAAGGCGUUGACGGAUUACUAUGCGCGCAUCCACCAUGUGGUCUGCAGCUUGAGUUUCCAGGUCUUGCCUGAUUCUUAUAAUCACUCAGGCUACCUUCUGGACUGGCCUACCUCUAACGGCGCUCCCUCACCAUUAGAUAGCCCUCAGGAUUUCAUUGCAUAUGCUUCAAAUGUGCUCAGUCCACUCAUCCAAGCGUCCGACAACAAGCCCGCUCUAUCCCCUUCAUCUACAAGCCAAACUUUCGUAUACCCCGUGGCCCAAUUUACGCCCCUGUUGAAACCUGACACAUCCACCGAAUUUCCCGCGGUCACAAGCAUCUUGCGCCUCUUAUCUGAAGCACCUGCUUUUGCAGGGGCUCGCUGGCUCUUCACCGCCGGCUACUUCAACAUCCAUCCUGUUUUGUCCUCCCUCUUGAUUUCUAGCACAUCCACUGCUUCUGAGAAGCCUUCCACAACGCAAGGGACAGUUCUGACCGCUUCUCCAUGGGCCAAUGGAUUCUAUGGCUCCCCGGGCAUCUCUGGCAUGCUCCCUGCUGCAUACACCCACCUUUCGGCACGCUUCCUCGACCGUGUUGCCGCCGCCCAAGCCACCAAUUCAAUUCAGCUCAAGGAGUGGCGCCGCGGCACUGUCAACACGCCGGGUGGAUGGACAUACCAUGCCAAGGGUCUCUGGGUCACUCUUCCACGCGAAGAACACCCAAGUCUUACCUUUGUUGGUAGCAGUAACUACACAAAGCGAAGCUACAGUCUGGACCUUGAAGUCGGCGCUCUUGUUGUCACGAAUGACCAAGACUUGAAGCAAAAGCUCGGCAAAGAGACUCAAUGGCUUCAGGAGCACUCAAAACAGGUUUCAAGAGAGGACUUAAUGCGUAGUGAGAGGCGUGUUAGCUGGAAUGUGCGUCUCGCCAUGUGGAUUGUCGAGAAGGUUGGAGGAGCUCUGUGA
This is a messenger RNA of Penicillium daleae, 1596 nucleotides long. Its product is annotated as CDP-diacylglycerol--glycerol-3-phosphate 3-phosphatidyltransferase. The record is from RefSeq and is a predicted model, not a curated record. NCBI's taxonomy places the organism in Eukaryota, Fungi, Ascomycota, Eurotiomycetes, Eurotiales, Aspergillaceae. Gene Ontology annotation, cellular component: mitochondrion. Bases 1 to 1596 code for a protein of 531 amino acids. Gene Ontology annotation, molecular function: CDP-diacylglycerol-glycerol-3-phosphate 3-phosphatidyltransferase activity. Gene Ontology annotation, biological process: cardiolipin biosynthetic process. The transcript has 3 exons.